Molecule: messenger RNA, 1080 nt
Organism: Antechinus flavipes (yellow-footed antechinus)
Lineage: Eukaryota; Metazoa; Chordata; Mammalia; Dasyuromorphia; Dasyuridae
Gene: GNRH1
Product: gonadotropin releasing hormone 1
Exons: 3
Coding region: 629-919 (96 amino acids)
Biological process (GO): multicellular organism development
Cellular component (GO): extracellular region
Molecular function (GO): gonadotropin hormone-releasing hormone activity
Source: RefSeq, a predicted model, not a curated record
AUUCCUUCUCCAGAUGCGAAUGGUACUUUCUAAGUCUAUUAGAAUUGCCUUGAAUCACCUCCUUGCUGAAAAAAGGCCAAGUCUUAUCACAGCAAUUCCAACAUUUCAAAGCAUGGAAUCUUUAUUUAUCCAAAUUCUGACCUGUUUGGUCAUUUUCCCCGACAUGAAAAAGUAAAAUUUGCUCUUAUUCUAUUCCCUUAUUACUAGAAUCUCUAACUGUAUAGCUAGCUAGACCUAAAUUCACAGAUUCUGGCACUGUCGUUCCGGUCCCAAAGCAAGGGUGAUUAAACUGAUUCGGGGACGGUGCUGAAAGAGAAGAAGUUGGGCUUGAGGAGGAAGGGGGACCAGGGUUUGGAGAGAGCCAAAGAGAAGAAAAGAACUAGCAAUUGGGUGCCUGUGGGGAGGAGACUGCUGAGAAAUCCCAAGCUUCUGACUUGCAGCCUAGACUUUGCCACCCACUUGCUGUACCAGGACUAAUUACUGUGCGUCUCAGAGCCCGGCUGCUUUUCUCUGCAAACCUUGCCUGGCAAGGUUCGUCAAACGCGUUUCCGGGCUCUUUGCCAGGCCCAAGUAGUUUUUCCUCUCGUUCAAGGCUACUUCUUCAAGUUGGUCUUUGUCCAUUUUUUUAAUGUCCCGCAGGAUGGAACUGAGCCGGAAGCUCCUAGCCGGAUGCCUUCUUCUGACUGUGUGUGUGAUGAUCAGCUCCGGCCAGCACUGGUCCUACGGCCUCCGCCCGGGAGGGAAGAGGGAUGCUGACAAUGUGAUCGAUUCGUUCCAAGAGAUGGCCAACGAAGCGGACCAGCUGGCAGAACCUCAGCGUUUUGAAUGCGCCAUUCACCAGCCACGUUCCCCACUCCGGGAUCUGAAGGGGGCUUUGGCCCGCUUGAUGGAAGAAGAAGCCGGGAGGAAGAAGGUUUAAUUCUAAUGGAUGAAGAGAAUUUCCCAACAUAGCUCUGUCGUGAUGAUUGUCAAAAUGUGUCGUGAGACCUUUGGAAACUUCUCCAAUCCAAAACAUGUUUCCGCAUUGAAAAUCCUUUGGAAUCGAGAGCCCUGUUCUGAAUAAAGUAGUUAUCAAUGUUU